AUGGCAGAACGAGACCUGAAACAAACGAACAAAAAGGAAAAAGGUGGUAACAAUGAGCCAAAUAAAUUCCAAAAGUACGUUAUACCACUGAAAGGAAGCUCAGAUGAUGUGAGAGGAGGGUCUUCUUUGGACGCAUUUUCAACGCCGCCUCGACAGAAUCACAUGGGGAGGCGACGGAGUUCAGGGCCAGCAUGUACCUAUGAAGAAAUGGCCAAGAAUGAUCAAGAAACUAGAGCGUCACCUUGGCAGGGUAAGCACAAGCCUGAACGAAGGGGAUCGCUCACCAAAAUUGAGUCAGAAAUGAGGCUUCGCCAUUCUCUUGCGUCUGUCAACGAAUACCAGGACGAAUCUAUCAAAAUCCAGGGUCUCAAAGAAAGUAUUGAGCGCCGUGGUAGCAUUGUGACUGCUGCUAGAUCCAAAUCAAGUCAAUCGAUGAUUGAUGAAUCAAUGAUUGGUUCUGUGGUAGAAACAAACGUUUCGGAUGAAUUGGCACACCAGAGCGACACCAUUAGUGAUACAACUAAUGCAGCAUCCAUAAAUGCGAAUAAUGCGAAAGACGAUGUCGAGAGUAUUCCUCUUACAGAAGUUCAUCAUUCAAAACGAUUGAGAAGGCGUCAGAGGGGAGUAGAACGAAAACAACUCAUUGAAACUCUGGUCAACUUUUCUUCGCACGUAUCUACCUCUGUGUUUGAAGACUUGUUGGCGCAUGGGAUGACCGAAGAGGAUGACAUGUCUGAAUCGGACUCUCUAAUCUCUUCUCCAUCGAAUUCGGAGAUAUCUUCUUCAGAUGAUGGGAGUCUCAGUUCGUUGUCUGCUGGGGAUCUCGCGGCACUCCCAGAGCAGGAUGAAGAAAGUAUGAGUAUUAUGAAUCCAACAAGACGAUUAUCGCAAAUACUUGGACCUCGCUCGUCCCUACCGCCACGCAGAGAAAGAGAAAGUGCUCUCUUGUUUGUUGAUAUUACUGGGUUUACGAAACUAUCGACCGUACUUGAGGUCGAGGCGCUGUCCAAAAUCAUCAAUUCUUAUUUCGAAAUGAUUGUGACUGAGGUGACUCGUCACGGUGGAGAUGUACUCAAGUUUGCGGGGGAUGCCUUUUUUGCGGAAUGGCGAGGAAGCGACAAAGAUUCAUUAGAUGGACCAUGCCUUCACAGAGCAGGAAGUGACGUGGCAGAGAAAGCUGUAAGACCCGUUGAUAUCCGCGUUUGGCAAGCCUGCAGAUGCGCAGCUUCGAUUGUGGAAAAGUUUAGCAACUACAUCGUUGCUGUUGAUUCUACUUUUGCUGACCAAAGUCAAGCUAUUCUGGAUGUCCAUUGCGGAAUUGGAGCUGGUCGUGUUGUGGGGUUUCAUGUUAGUGAUUUCCAAGAAGAUCAAGAAGAUAUUCACGCGGACACUGAUGCUAUCGAACUUCGACGGGAGUUUCUUGUAGUCGGUGAUGCAAUUGAUCAGGUUUCUCGUGCUGCUCACCUCGCAUCUAAUGGCGAAGUUGUGGCGUCGCCAGAGGCAUUACGAGCCCUUUCAAGGUGCUGCAACAUUCCCGAGAAAAUGGCGAAUAGCCUGAUGCCAGUGCAUAUUGUGUCGAAAAAAAUCACACCGUUGUCACUAGAACCUCGUGAACAGCAUUUGCUGGAAUUGUUACCAAAAGACGACAGCUCCGAUGUUUCAAUGUAUGAAAACAUUCGAAAAUAUGUCGCGAACGUUGACUAUUCGACUCUUCUUCGACUUCGCCUACAACUUGCAUUGUAUGUACACCCCGUAGUCCGUGGUGAUGAAAUGUCAAGAGCCUUAAUAUCCGAGUCUUCGAUGUCGAACGUUGGGGACGCUCUUGAGCCAGAGAACCGGCACGUGGCACAAGCAGAGCUUCGAUCUGUUUAUACAAUGUUUAUCAACGCGUUAAUUCCUCCAGUAUUGAUCGGCGACCCAAAGGUUGAUUCCGUUCUUUUCCGCACCUUGCGGAAUGUCAUGGCAGUUACGUCACGAGAACUUGACCGAUACAGUGGUCAGCUGCGGCAGUUUAUUGUGGACGACAAAGGCGUUGUAUUGAUUGCCACAUUUGGACUGCGGGGAUCGACUUUCCCAAAUCUAGUUGCAAACAAUGGGCUACCAGCGACCUUUUCUAUCCACAAAGUAUUAAAGGAAGAACUCGGUGUUGAUAACAGGAUUGGAGCAACUUUCGGAGAGGUCUAUUGUGGUGUUGUUGGUGGGAUGACACGCCACGAGUUUUCAGUGCUGGGUGCUGCAGUCAAUUUAGCUGCUCGUUUGAUGACAUCGCCGAUCAACAGUGGUAUUCUGGUUGAUGGAAAUGUUAGUGCGCAAGCGGAUGCUCGAUUCGCCUUUCGAUCUCUACAGCCUGUCAAAACCAAGGGAUACGAUAGGCCAGUUCCAACAUUCGAACCCCUGCAUGCGAUUCAACCUGGAAAACGAAGGGGCACUACCCCUGUUAAGUUCACUGGGCGAAAGGAAGAGAAAACAGAGAUCGUGGGGUUCGCGAGACAGAUUCUUGAUGACCCAGACACGGCUCCAUCAUCUGUCAUUGGAUUGAUUGGAGAGAGUGGAAUGGGAAAGUCUGCGCUUGGGCUCUCCGUUUUGACCGAGGUGAAGUUCGAGUGUUUAAGAAAGGACAAAGAAGUUAUUAUUUUGAGAUGCGCGAGUAGGGAAAGUGACCAGCGGAUUCCAAUGCGAACUUUCCGGAAGAUUUUACUCGGCGCAAUUCGUGCGCUAUCCGAACAUGACGGAUCAAUUAGACUAGGUGAAGAUAGAAAAUACUUUUCCGCAGACGAAAGUGACACAGAAGAUGCAAGUGGGACGGAAAGGUCUGACGACUUUUCACCCUAUAUGUCUCAAGCAGACCCAACAAAGAACAGACACAGUUCGCAGUUUCCACUCUCGCCAAGACCGACAAAAGCGUCACUAGAUCAACCAUUCCUUAAACGAUCGGUAACAGAAGGGUCGACUAGGCGUCGAUCUUCACAAACUGGUGGUCCUCGAAGGAAUUGGAGACGAGGAAGCAGGCCGUCUAUGGCUCGACGCGAUAGCAACGAGUCGAUUGUUGACGUUCAAACAGUAAACAUUCCGAAUAUGGAAAAGCUUGAAUGGGCGUGUGAAGAAACAGGCUACUCUACGCAGUAUGCAAAUCUGGUUGGUGCUCGCUUUCUCGGGCUUGAAUUGGCCCGCCCGGUGACUCAUAUUGGUGGAAAGGUUCCGGCCAUUAGUGAUCUUGUUGAGUUCGUCGCACAUGCAUUUAUGAAGAUUACAGAUUACGCAGAUCUUGUUCUCGUAUUUAUUGACGACUUUCAGUGGGUUGAUAGCUUCACCUGGAAGGUAAUCCAAGCACUUGGACAAAGCACCAAGAAAAUGGUUGUACUCUGCGCAAUGAGGUCCCAUGACAAACAGGCAAUGAGACGAAUCUCAACUGCUGUAAACUUCAAAAUGGAGAUCACGCUUGGACCCUUGGAACUACCAGAUAUCAAAGAGCUUGCUGAAUCAAUACUGCGAUAUCCUGCAAACGCUAUCGAUGAUCAUUUGUGCACUGAUAUUUUCGAAAUGACAGGUGGGGUUCCUGUCUUCGUUAUUGAGCUAUUAGAGGACGUUAAACGAAACAGGACAGCCAAGUUAAACGAUGAAGGCAAACUGAGACUGAAUGAGUCACACAUUGCUCGCAAAGGGAAAGGAAAUACGGCACUCGUUGAGGCACUUCUCCAUCGAUUCGAUUCUCUGGAUGCACGGGUGCGGAAAGUGUUACAAACCUGCGCAGUGCUUGGGACCUCAUUCGCGUACUCUGAUUUGCUUCGUGUGCACCGAGAUAUGGAUGAAAUGGAGAUCGACGAAGCCUUAAAUACGGCGGCGAAUGAAAUGAUCCUUAUCGAGAUCGCGGACGAGGAGGUUGAUGCAAGGUCGGUGAUGUCUGGCUCAACUGGCGGUUCGUCUUCAAGGAACAAGACACCAUCGCUUGAUUACAGUGGAUCUGCAUCUGGAUACCCAUCAGUCGGCGAUCGCUUUUUCGAAUUCAGUCACGAUAUGUGGCGCAGCAACGUCUUGAAGACUAUGCUUAAGGAGAGAAAGAUCGAGCUUCAUAGGCAGAUUGCCCAAGCAAUGGAGUAUGACAAGGGGUUGAUGAUCCGACGGAAUGAUAUUUCAAGGCUCUUGACGUUGUAUGAUCAUUGGAAGUUGUGUGGAGAAUUCCGAAAAGCAGCUCCGUUGGCACUGACAGUUGGAUCCAAGCUGCACGAGUGGGACCUGCAAGCCCAGAGUGCCGAACUAUACCUUGAUACGCUGGAGUUAUGUUACGAGAGCGUACAGCCUGUUGACAAGAACUUGCGACCUACGAAAGAAAACUGGGUCGAAGUUGCUUCAGACGCAGAAAUACUUGACUCUAUCCUCCGUCUUCACAUUCGUAUAGCUGAAAACCAACGAUCGAUGGGCAAUCUGGAUCGUGCUGCAAUAACUUUCCGAGAUGCGUAUACGAUUCUCAAAUCAUCAACGAGGAGACGACCAGAACAAGAGCUUCCUAUCUUGUCUGGUCUUGCUACUUUGCAUUUCGAGAUAGAUCCUAAUGAUACGGAGACCACAUUGCCAUGGAUUAAGGACUUCCGAAGCGUUGCUGAGACUGUGAAAAAAGAUUCUAUCCAUAUUUUGCGUGCAUUAUCUUUAGAAGCUGCUUACUUUGCCCAACAUGGAGAUGUAAAUGCAGCAAUCGAGGCCACAAAACCACUACAGAAGGUCUACGAAAUCGACCAGCAUUCUGAAUCAAUGGUUCUAAAGUACGGGAAAGAUUACGCGCUUGAAUGCCUUUCACAAUGCAUCCUUUGGUACUCUCUUGCAGGUGAUCACGAGAGCGCUUCACUGCAAGCUGAUGUUGUUCUUUCCCUGUAUCUUCCGUAUCAAGAUCCCAAGGACAUUGACAGUAUCAUGGCUUUGAUCCUUCCUGCCGUUCUGUCGAUGAAGGGGAACGGAAGAGCACUGGAAGCCGAGUACAUUAUGAAGAAACAUGUUAUCAAUGCUUAUCAUCAAAUUGGAGAAGGCAACUCUGCCUGGAUCGAAAUGUUCAACCCUCUCUGCUACUUACUUGAGGUCUCAAGUAUGGAAGAGAAGCAGCAAUUCGACGAGCAAUUUGUCGAAGAGCUUGAAGAUUGGGUUCUCGAAAUUGAAAACAAUCAUUAUACCGCCCGAAAUCUACGGCUAGGACACACGGUCAUGGGGGAAAUUUGUUAUCGACUGGGCCGGCGAAAGGAAACAGGGGACCCUCUCAAGGGAUUGCUUUUCGCAAAGUCAAAACUCUUCUUGACACCCAUCGCAAGAGACAAAGACGCCGAGCCCUUCCUCGCACACUCUGCAUUUCAAUUGCUGAGGGGCAUAUAG
Cylindrotheca closterium is the source of this 5355-nucleotide messenger RNA. The record is from the annotation of a GenBank genome assembly. NCBI's taxonomy places the organism in Eukaryota, Bacillariophyta, Bacillariophyceae, Bacillariales, Bacillariaceae.